Molecule: messenger RNA, 1200 nt
Organism: Aplysia californica (California sea hare)
Lineage: Eukaryota; Metazoa; Mollusca; Gastropoda; Aplysiida; Aplysiidae
Product: alcohol sulfotransferase
Biological process (GO): sulfation
Cellular component (GO): cytoplasm
Molecular function (GO): sulfotransferase activity
Source: RefSeq, a predicted model, not a curated record
AGAUUUCACCUACGAAUCAUCUCCAACCGUUGGCCACAAUGUCGUCUGCCAGCACUGACGUGGGUCCCUUCACCGGCCGGCCAAUGUCCGAGCUCCUUCCCCUCAUGUCCAACAUCGCGGGCGAGAGAGUGGACGGCAUCUUCUACCAGUACUUUGGCUUCAACGAGCCCAUCGAGCCUCACUUCCAGCACACCAUCCGGAACCUGGAGAUCCGGGAUGAUGACAUCAUCACACUCGGCUUCCCCAGGUCCGGCAACCACUUCGCCUUUGAGGUGGUCAACAUGGUGCAGAAGCAGUCCACGGAGUACGUGAAGAGUCACAUGAUCGACAACGUUCUGGAGCUGAGGAAAGUGGACACAUAUGAGAGCUACAGGCAGGAGCCGUCGCCCAGGAACCUGACGAUCAACUUCCAGGUGCGGAAAAUCCCGCAGCAGGCGGUUGAGAAGCGAACCAAGAUCGUCUACCUCUUACGCAACCCGAAAGACGCGCUGACCUCGUUUUACAAACACUGGAUCAAACUGCAGGCGGACGACAUGGGCUUCAGGGGGACGUGGGAAGAAUUUCUGGACCUCUCCGUCUCCGGCCAGUUCACCUAUGGAAGCUGGUUCGAUCACGUGCUCUGUAUGGAGCGGUACAUGGCUGACCACCCAGACACUCCCGUACACGUACACUUGUUCGAGGAGAUGGUGUCCGAACCCCUGCCAACUGUCAAAAAACUCUGCAAAUUCCUGGGCACGUCGGAGGAACUGGCCCCGAAAAUUGCUGAGGUAACAGAUUUCGGUUACAUGAAAAAGAACUCAAGCAAAGAUGGUGAGAUCGGCGAUCGUUUUCUCCAACAAGGGGCCGCCUUCAUGAGAAAAGGAACCAAACUGGACUGGAAGAACAACUUCACGGUGGCCCAGAAUGAGACGUUCAACAAGAUCUUUGAGGAGAAAAUGGCGGGCUCCAAGCUAGCCGAUCUUGUGCGUCCAUAUUUGUAAGCUUACGAUUAUCUUGAAUUUCCAUGUGCAUAUUUCACUUCAUUCAACAUAGAGAUUUCAGUAGUAUAUUCAUAUUAUUUCGCAUCUCUGUCCUGUCAUUGACUUUUCUGUCUCUAAAUUCUAAAUAAACCUUACGUGUUUCUUUGUAUUCGAUAUAAAUAAUAAUAUUAUAUUUUUCGUCAUUAAUUUCUAAAGUAUUAAACAAUAUUGUUGAUAAUGA